ACACUUGGAAACCACCUCAACUCAAGUGUUCCAUCUUUCUUUUGCUUUAAAGACCAGGUGCUAGAAAAAGUAGGUCAUUUUCCUUGAGCAAAAGAGACUCGAUAGAAUAUAUAGCUUUCUUUCUUUUUCUUUUUUCUUUUUCUUUUUCUCUCCCUCUCUUAAUCCAUGGAUACUACUGCUCAGUGGCCACAGUUUCAGGGGAUUGGAGUGGGUAAACCCAUGGAAAAUUCAAGGCAUAAUAGUAGUAGUGGCUUAGAAAGAAGAUCAGCAAGACCUCAAAAAGACCAUGCUUUGAACUGUCCAAGGUGCAAUUCAACAAAUACAAAGUUUUGUUACUACAACAACUAUAGUCUUUCUCAACCAAGAUACUUUUGCAAGACUUGUAGAAGGUACUGGACUGAAGGUGGAUCUUUAAGAAAUGUUCCUGUAGGUGGAGGUUCAAGAAAGAACAAGAGAUCAUCAGCAUCAUCAUCUUCAUCAAAGAAGCUUAUAAUUAAUCCUCCUGAUCUGACCCCACAAAUAGGCUUCCUUCAUCAUCAAAACCCUAAUAAUAACAUUAAGAUCCAUCAUGGCCAAGAUCUUAACUUGGCUUAUGCUCCUCCUUCAACUGAAAAUCAUGAGUAUGGUAACAUGUCAGAGUUUAUUGAUGUUACUAGAAGCAAAACCCACUUUCUAAACCCUAGCCCAGCAGCUAUGGAUCAGCUUCUCAAGACUGGUAUGUCUUCAAGAGGAUUAAUGUUGGGUCCUUUUAUGUCGAUGCAGCCACUAGUGUCUGAUUCGAAUACAGUGGUAUUCUCAUCUUCAUCAGCUGGGUUUUCUUUGCCGGAAUUGAAGCCAACCCUUAAUUUUUGUUUGGAAGGGUUUAAUAGUAGCAGUGAAUAUGGGAGUAAUGCUCAUCAAGGGACUGCUGGGGCAAGGCUCUUGUUUCCUGUGGAGGACCUAAAGCAAGUUCCAACCAAUACUAAUACUAUUGAAUUUGAUGAUCAUCAGCAGAAUAGAGGGCAAGAUACAACUGGGUUUUGGAAUGGAAUUCUAGGGGGUGGAGGAUCAUAUCUUAAUUAAUUAAAUUAAUGAGUAAGGAUGCAUGAUCAACAGAAACAAGAAGUUUUUGGUGUGUUUCUUUCUUAAAUCUAAACUAACUGGUGAUAAGGUACAUGGGUUAAUUCCUUUGUCUAUGGUUUUUUCUUUUUCUUUUUUUCUUUUUUCAGUUUGAUCUUUCCUCUUCUUAAAAUUGCUUUAAUUUUGGUCUGAUUUCUUUACUCUUUGAUCAGUAAUGUGGAUAUAUUUGAAUUUUGAAGCUUAUUUUGGGUUGGCUUCACAUGGGUGUGCUUCAGUUAAGUAAGGAAGAGAAAUUAAACAAGAUUAUGCCACCAAGUUCUUGAUGAGCUAUGUUUGCUAGAGCCUUGUGGAUAUCAGCAUACCACCUUAGAGAUAUCUGUUCAUCAUGGUAAUGCAAUUAGCAGUUUGGCGAAUUUGUUAAUUUUUAUUUGAGCAAACUGAGAUUUGUGGGGGUGAUCAGUGAUUCUGUACUGUCGAUAUAUAUAUAUAUAUAUAUAUAUAUAUAAUAUGAAUAAUUUAUUUUUUUCUA
Messenger RNA from Ricinus communis (castor bean), 1588 nucleotides. Its product is annotated as dof zinc finger protein DOF1.8. Lineage: Eukaryota; Viridiplantae; Streptophyta; Magnoliopsida; Malpighiales; Euphorbiaceae. Gene Ontology annotation, molecular function: DNA binding; DNA-binding transcription factor activity. The record is from RefSeq and is a predicted model, not a curated record. Gene Ontology annotation, biological process: regulation of DNA-templated transcription. Bases 166 to 1062 code for a protein of 298 amino acids. The transcript has 2 exons.